Molecule: messenger RNA, 6906 nt
Organism: Ceratitis capitata (Mediterranean fruit fly)
Lineage: Eukaryota; Metazoa; Arthropoda; Insecta; Diptera; Tephritidae
Gene: Glut4EF
Product: alpha-protein kinase 1
Exons: 8
Coding region: 2920-5280 (786 amino acids)
Biological process (GO): regulation of transcription by RNA polymerase II
Cellular component (GO): nucleus
Molecular function (GO): DNA-binding transcription factor activity; RNA polymerase II cis-regulatory region sequence-specific DNA binding
Source: RefSeq, a predicted model, not a curated record
CUCUCGUGCAUGGACGAUAAUUUGUUGCUACUUUAACUCGACCAAAAACAAAAGCUACCCGGGCAAAAAUAAAAACGUAUAUUGUGCGAGUUCUCUGAUCAUUAAAUGCAAAUACGGAUCAAAAUAUGAUUAAAUUAAUAAAAUAAUAGAAAAACUAGCACAAUCCAUUCAAAUUUACAGCGCGUAAUUAACACUAGAGCUGACUAAUCAGCCGGCAAAUUGAGUGUGGCGUAGGAAAAUCAACUCAGCUGUUAAAGGUUAAACGCCAACCACCCCAGGAAUACGCUGGGUGUAAAUGUGCAUUUGUGUUUUGUGACUAUUUGAUAAGCGAAAAUGUAAAUAUUUUUACGUUUUGCCGGUUAUGUGAAAUACAUACGUCAUUUGAAUAACAGUUAGAUGCUAUCGUAGCAAGCAGAACACAAUAAAGAUUACCUAAAAAUAAAUUGAAUUGAAAAGUUCGAUGCAAUAUAUUAAAAUCUAUAGAAUUUAAUAUACGUAUGUAUGUGUGAGCUACAUAAGGUGCUGGUGAUUUAAAGUGCAAUGCGAUAAAAAGUAUAAAGGCAUAAAAAACCAAAAACAGAAAAAAAAAACAAACGGACGCUUUUGACUUCCGUUUUGUAAUAGUUUAUUUGAAUGACAUAAAAAUACCGUUUUGAGCGGUGUACAAUAGCACCCCCAGCAAUUGCUAAAUAUCAAAAUUAAAUAAAAAGUGCAUAACAGCGGACGAGUGCAAACUUUUCAUCAACUGUUGCCACAUAAAUAUGUAUACGUACAUACGUGCAUAAAUAUAUUUACACUCUGUCAAGUCAGCUGGGAAGCGUACGUAAAACAACAAUAAGCGUUGUGAAUAAAAAAUAAAAAGAAAUUAUACAAGAUACAAGCAAGCAAAGGUAAUUGCUAAUAGCAUUUGUGAACUUAAACAAAUAAUAUUCUUGCCAUACACAAAACGAGAGUGAGACAAGAAUAUUACACAAUUGCAUCACAUUGCAGGCAGACAUAGAACCCGGUGAAAUUUUCGUAGUGAAAUACUUCCAUUUUGAACUUUUUUUUUUAGUAAAAUACAACGAAAUUAGUUGUGCUUUUUCGACUGAAAGCAAGCGUUGUAGUGCUCGCGUAUUUUUCACUUCAAGAAACUGUUAAAAAAAGGCUGUUAAGCACAGGCACGAUAGUAAGAAAAUCGGUAUAUUAUGCUUAGGAAUAAGCCGAGAAAACAGAGAACGACGUUUAAGCCGAAACGAGCGGAAAAUGUAGCUGUUGUUGUAGGCUUCGAAGCCACCAAAUAUGCGUCCAACCUUCCUCUCUGUGAAUCAACUCAAUUGUUUUCGUCCACCCAAGAGCCGAAUAUAAAAGGAGAUCUUAUAAAAAAGUAUAAUAAAAAUGUUGACAUGAACUUUUCUCGUAUAUCAUAUCAACAAACGUUGGAAAACAAUUUAAAAACUGUAAAACCGGUUAGUGUAAUUACUAAAAAAUCACCGAAUCUUGGUGGACCAUCACACUUCUCAACGCUUCGCCACGGUGUAGCAAAGCGUUUCACUUCCGAAGAGCGUAUGGUUUUUUUCACAAAAUCUGUUUGGUCUAUUGAGAGUUGUGGCAUCCUGCCAUCGUGGGAGAGAGAAAGAGACUCUAAUAUUUAAGUGAACAGUGAAAACCUUCCAAACUUUAAAAUUAUAUGAAUUAUCAAAAAACAAUGAAAAUUCGUGAAUAAUAAAGAAGACUAAAGAAAUGUACAUGUGAGUGAAAGUGCAAUUAAGUUCUUAAAAUUUAUACGCUAAUGCUUAAUACGUAGUUAUCAUUCGUUUUACUCGAUAAAUAACACUGAAUGCGGUUCGCCAAGUAAAUAUUAGUUUCGAAAUAGCAAGAACUUUCACUGAGAACUCAAGCGUCAACGAUGAAACCACCUUGCGAAGUUAAUAAAUUAAAGUGAAGAAUUCUUAAAUCAUCAAGAGAAGGAAAUUAAAAGUGAAAAAUUGAAAACGAAUUCCGUAAAAUAGCAUAAAUCAGAAGCAAUAACAAGGAAAAGUGCGAAAAUCAUUUCGUGAUAUAUACGUGUAUAACUAAGUAUUGUGAAUUUGUAUAUAUGUUAAUAUAUGUACAUAUAUAUUUAUUAACUUAUAUAUAUGUGCCCAGAGGCCUAGAAGUUUUUUAAAUAUCAUAACUCCAUUGAGAUAACAAAAAAGAUUAAGCAAUUUACAAAAUAAAAAAUUAAUAAAGCCACAUGGAGCUUUGAAGCAAUUCAUAGAAUUUCACUGAAAGCGGUGUGUAUGGGAAAAAUUAAAACCGUUUAUUUAUCAAUUUGUGGCUACUCAAUUAUACACAAUAUUGUGGUUUAAAUUUUCGAAUCAAAAAUACAGACGUUUCGCGCAUUAAUUAUUCAGUUGUGACAUACAUACAUACAUACAUAAAUUAUCGUAGUGUCUGUCCCGGUGAAAAUGUUAAUAAAUUCAUAUUAAAUUAUAAACAAAUUUAAGAAGCGAAUAAAAUUUUGAGGAAAUAUUUACGUAUAUAUCUAAAAGCGUAAUAAAUUGGUAAAAUUGCCAACAAAUUUAAGAAGAAGAAAAUUCAAAAGUAAUUAAAGAAUCUGUGGUGAAAAUGUUAUAUAUAACCGUUGAUGCCAAACAGCAGUGAAUAUAAUAUAAAACAUAAAUCAAUAAUAAAUAAGUCAAAAUGUGUUCCCAAUAAAACUAUAAUGACGAUCUCUAAUAAUAUUUUUAGCAAAGCUGAAAUGAGUUUUAAAUACACCCUUUAGUAAAACUAAUGUCUUGUACAAAAUUUGUGGUAUUUUUAAAGAAGAAGAAUCUGUUUUUAAUAUAAACAAAUGCAUGUUAAUUGAAAAGUAAAGUGUUGAAACGUCGUUUAAUUAAUUUUCAAAAUUUCUUUAUUUUCGUUUUCUCUAAUAUUUUAAAAAUUUCCCUGAAAACAAUGUCCACUGGUCGUCGUUUAGCCAAGCGCUCAAUAAUCGGUACAAAAGUUUGUGCACCAGGGCCAGACGGUCUCUGGUAUUCGGGUGUUAUACAAGACGUUAAGACACCACCUAGUGCCACAGUCACUUCCUCGUCACUAUUGACAGCGAGUGAUUCCAACACAUCUCAUGCAACAAACGGUACAAAUCUCACGGCCAAUACUAAGUUUAUAGUACGUUUCGAUUUCAAAACACAAGCCAUGCAAAGCUCAGCGGACACUUCCCUAUCUGGAUCGCCAUCUAAACCGUCAAUAAUAAUUGAAGCACGUCGCGCGGUCAGCGCACAUUUGAGUCCAGCACAAGCUUUGCGACGCAACGCUAUGAUUAAAGAAUUUCGUGAAUCGGAUCUAAUAGGUCCGGGUUUCCGCUCCAUAAUUGGCAUACAAUUACAGCCAGGUCAACGCGUUUUUCUGACCUUCAAUGGACGUGAGACUUCGGGCGAUGUUGUAUCACAUGAUGCUGAGAAGGAUGAAGUUGUCGUGAAGAUCAUGACAAUUGGAAAUGAGGAGCCCAUUGAGCUUAAAAAACGUUUAGAAGAGGUGCGUCUGCUCGAAUCGCGACGCUCCGCACGUUUGGCUGAUCAAGAACGUGACACAGAUUUCGCAAGACUAGCCGACAUGGGUGGCGAUCGCCGUCGUGCAACAUCACUAAGCAUUGAGGUGCCAAAUUCCAUUUCACCGCAAAAUAACUCAAGAAAACGUCCACAGCCAUAUACCCACGAAUUCUUUAGUGGACAGUGCGGUGACAAGGAGGAAAUGGAGGAAUGCAACGCAGCUUUGAUUUUAAUGAAACUCUCACACUCACCCAAAAAUGCAGAAAAAUUGUUCGGCUCCAGUCCGGGCAGUUCAUCAUCAUCGGGCAGCUCUUGGAGUUCGGGCUCCUCAUCGCCACCGCUUAGCGAUGACGGGCAUGCCGGCCUCAAUACAAGCCCAAUGUUGAAUGAUCCGAGCGCCCGCAUACGUACGACAUCAGUAUCCACAUCGGAUGAGGGCAUCGUUGUAGACUUCAAUGAAGAAGCGCCACGCAAAAAGAGGGUAAGUCCCUUUGAAGUCAAUACACAAGUACAACAAAUAGGAUCUCAAUUUGUUACAAACAAAUCCAAAUUCAAAUGUACCUGGAAAGGCUGCAAACACAUAGAGCACACACCGAAGAAAAUCGAGAGGCACAUACGAAAUGUUCAUCUAGGAAACAAGAAAGCACGCCGCUCUGCAGAUUACGAUGAGUCUUGUAGUGAAAAUGAUCAUGAAGAAGAAUUUUAUUAUACCGAAAUUGAAGAUGAUGAGGAAGAUAACAAAACACCGAGCCCAACAUCGCCACCUACUCUCAGCCACCGCGACAUGGCGCGCCCACCUCACGAAGACCCUGAAUACCAAAGAAAAAUUGUGGGCAAUUUCAAGCAAGGACGUAUUAACCAACAUCAGCAGUUGCAACACAACCAGGGCCAACAGAUAAAUAAUUGCAAGACAGUUUUUCACGGUGGCACUUAUAUUACAAACAGCAAUAUCCAAGAUAAUCAGCAGAUGCAGAACAACUGCGUAUCGACUUCACCCCUAAAUCACCACAACUACUGGCAGUCAUCUCCAGUACCGGGAGUAACAUCUACACCAACAGCCAUUUCAUCCGUCACGCAAAACUCAAGUCACCAACAUCACCAUAAUCCGCAAUCCCAGCAACAGCAGUCUCAGUACAUAAAACACAUUCGAGCAUCACCACGUCCGUCCCAGACGGCAGCACCUUAUCCAUCGCCAACGUACCACCAUAACUAUAGCAGUAGUCCCAAUUCUUGUAUCAACAAUAAUAGCAGUGGCAAUGUCAAUCUCAAUAAUAAUGGCUGUCAUAGCAACAACAGUUCUAUCAUGCCAAAUAAUGGCGGUGCCAAUAAUAUGCUACAUCAAUUGUCGCAACAAAAUAUUACGGUGACGGCUCAUCGCAGUGGAGCUCAUCAAAAUCAGCCACACCAACAGCAGCAACUGCCCGCUGUAACAAUUACGCCAAACUAUACGAAUCAUCAAGUGCAGCAACAACAAUUACAAGAAAUUCAUAGCCAACAACAAACAUCGCAAUCUAACAUUUCAGGUACUGGACCUGGAGUAACAGUAGCCUCGGCACAUGUACAUCAACAGCAUACGACACAUCACGCCCAACAACAACAAUCACAGCAUGGAACUAUUGCAAACACUAAUAAACUCACAGCAAACUCACCAAAUAGACGCACACGAGGCGAGAAUAAAAAAUGCCGCAAAGUAUACGGUAUGGAACGCCGCGAUCAAUGGUGUACCCAAUGUAGGUGGAAAAAGGCGUGUAGCCGAUUUGGUGACUGAAAAAGGGUCAAAGCGUCGACGGCGACGGAAACGACGACGACGGCGACAGCGACAGCUAUAACUACAGCGAAAAUGAUUUCGACGAUGAGCACAACGACAGAGCAUUCAGCAGGGGUUAAAUCGAAAUCAACAAUGCAUGUAAUGGACACUGGCAACACAAUUACUGUUGUGUCAACCUGUCCGAAGUACAAGCGAACGAGCAACAAUUAUAACAAUAAUAUCGGCCACAGCAAAAGUGCUACAAACAAAUACAAGUAUUUGGCAGCUUCCGCACCAGCAACUGCCGUGGCCACCUCUGUUAUUGUGAAGCCACUAAAUAAUUUAAGAAAAACAACUGCUAGCAACAAUAAUAACCACCAGAAUACUGCCAAUGGCAGUAACAUUGUCCAUACACCGCUGACUAGCAAACAUAAUUAUGGUACAAAAACGGACGCUGAUGCACAUCUACAACCACUGCAACAAAAACAAAUUGCUGCAACUGCCAAUAACAGCAACAGCACUAAUAACAAUCAACUGCUGACCACUGCUGCCUCAAACGCUGAACCGGACACUCGUAAACAAACGUCGCUGCCAAUGCAAAAUUUUCCUUAAACACCAUCAACACGAAAACACGGGGGCUGAUACCUUCUGCAAGACCACAUCAUCACUGGCCGCUAACACGAUAAUGAUAAGGACAAUAUGACAGCCACAAUAGCAAACAGCAUUUUUUUCAAAUGAUUACUUUACGUACAUAUGUACACAUGUCUGUACAUGUAUGUAGAGUAUACAUAUGAAUACAAAUUGGCUAAGUUCUUUGAAAAUUUGGAGCAAUGUUAUUGAUGUAUUUAAGAAACGACUUACAAUUUUUUAUGUUUUUGUUUUUGUUAUUGUUUUUUUUUUUUGUUGUCUUAUUUGAAUAAUAAUAAUUUUGAUCAGCCUUCAUGGCAAUUUUACACUAUAUAGAUUAAUUAUAUGAAAUUAGUAAAUUUUUUCUUUAUAUAUGCAAUAAAUAUGUACAUAUAUACAUAUAUACACUUAUAAAUAUAUACAUAAGUAUAUAUAUAAAUAAAAUUUUACAUUAUUAAAUAUACAUACAUAUAUAUAAAUAAAUGCGUAUAGUAUUAAGAAUUUCAACCUUUCGCGGUUCUACCAUUAAUCAUAAGGAAAUUGAAAACAUAUGUAUACAUGCACAGUUGCUGAGCAGGUUUUGAAAGCGUUGCAAAAUACAUACAUUUGUGUGUAAGUUACAAUAAACCGUUAAAAUAGUUGAGGAAGCAAACAGCUCUCAACCCAAUAAAUAGUCUGUAUCUGAUAAUUAUAUCACUGACAUACGAGAAAAAAAAUGUUGAUAGACAAACGAAAGAUCAGAGCCGAUAUACAUACAUAUGUGUAUGUUGCAUAAGUAAUAAUAUAUAUAGAUACUUAAGUAUUACAUUAAACAAGAUCAUAUAUACGGUAAUGUUUAAAUUCAGAUAAAUAGCAAAAUAUUAAAACAAGACAAAAGUUAUUCAUAAGCAGACGCGAAACAAACCAACUCAAAACUAAUAAAUAAGUUAUUUAUGUACAUACAUAUUUAAUACUUAUGUCUACAUAUACACAAAAAAAAGUAAAAAUAUGAACACUAAACGCAAGCAAGUAGCAACUAAA